AUGUCGCAGCAAACAGAAGUAGUUGGACCUGGAAGAGGAGUUCCUGACGAUCAUCAAUAUGCUGCAGAAAGUGCCUUCUACCCUUCCAGGACUAUUGUCGUGCAGAAUUUUCUACCAGAAGCAGAAACACACGUACGAAGUCUCGUGGCCAUGUUUGGAGUUAUAGAAGUCUGUGAAAUUAUAAGGGAUGAUUCUCCCUCAUGGGUUGCUGUGGUACAAUACAGAUCAAAGGUGUCUGCUGCUGAUGCUCUUCUAGCUAUGCCCUAUUUCAAGGUUCGUGGCAGUCAUCUUGUAGUGCAUCUCCUGUGGAAUGGUCCUUACGAACAAAUUGAUGCCUAUACACAAAGUGUUCGCCAUUCAUUUACAGAGUGCAACGAGAAGCGUGUGGUGUGCAUUGGUCUUUUGCCAAGAAAUAUUUCUGCUGAAGUGAUUGGAAAUAGGUGUCAAACUUUUGGUACAGUGCAUAGCGUCAAAAUCCAGCCUCAAAACCAAGGAGCUUUUGCGUACGUCGUUUUCCUGAGUCCUUUUGCUGCAGCCAUUGCUACAUUCUGCUUGCGAAAUAGCACUACGAGCAGUGCAGCACUCAUGCUUGGUUACAGUGAAGAUGGAAACCCAGUUCUCCUGGGUCCUGUUCGUGUCCGUCCAUUAGAUCAGUAUCCUGCGCCUUUGAGCAGUUUCGACCUGCGAUGCAUCUGUGCAAGAUUUUUCGAUUAUGCUUGUCUGAGAGGUUUGUUUGUUGACUUAAAGCGCAAAGCACCAAUUCAUCAUUAUGUCCGCCCAGGUAUGGCUACAUUUUGUGUGAGGAUCCCAACUGCUCAAGUAAAAGGUGUAUCUCUGUUUAUUGAAAUUCUGCUCUUCGAAGAUGAAUCCUUUCAAAAUGUUGAAGAAGUGGCUCAAAAACACUACAAUUGUUUUACUCAUAAAACCUUAUUUUCUGUAAAAUUCAUUUUCAGGUUUUCUGCAGAUUUCGGCUUGCACAAACCCGUACUUUCACAUAAUGACGGAGCUCAGUCAUCUAGCCAAAGUAUUCAGUGGAAUUCGUUCUUUGUUCUCGACUUACAGGUUUGUCGGCCGUGGCUACACUUAGAACCUAAACUUACUCCAAUAAUCCAAGGAAUGAACCACAUCUAUAGCGAAGUUAAUCCUCAUGUCUUUGAAGAAGAACAUUCUACAACGUGGUUCGGAGAUCCCGUCCGUUAUGGAGCGACUAUGAUAUCUGCAUGCAGUGCAUCUUCUAAAACUGCUGCACUCGAUGUUGUUAAUCAUCAAAACAAAAUUAAGUUUAUUGUUAUGGAGAAUAUUCCGAUUAUAAGACUUGUUGGUUCUCGUGACGGUUUGAAUGGGUAUAAAAUACCAAUUCACGUGUACUCAGGUCGACAGAAAGAUGCAAAAAUUUUGUAG
This is a messenger RNA of Uloborus diversus, 1401 nucleotides long. RefSeq lists its product as uncharacterized. The record is from RefSeq and is a predicted model, not a curated record. The coding region runs from base 1 to 1401 and encodes 466 amino acids. Gene Ontology annotation, molecular function: RNA binding. Lineage: Eukaryota; Metazoa; Arthropoda; Arachnida; Araneae; Uloboridae. The transcript is spliced from 5 exons.